AUGGGUCGUACCUGUCCACAUUGCGGUUGCUCGGAAAUAGAUGAAGACACCGCAAGAGGAGAUGCCACAUGUACAGGAUGUGGUACCGUUUUGGAAGAAUCCAUUGUUGUGUCGGAAAAUCAGUUCCAAGAGAGAGCUGGGGGAAGUGGUCAUACUCUCGUGGGACAAUUUGUCUCUAUGGAUAGAUCUACGACCCAUACUUUACAAGGAGUACCUGGUUUAACCUCUCAAGAGUCUCGUGAAGUAACCUUUCAGAAAGGUAGAAAGCUGAUCGAAGAGAUUGCAAGUCAGCUACGAAUCAACCAACAUUGUAUUGAAACUGCGUACAAUUUCUUCAAAAUGUGUGUAAGCAGAGGAUUAACUAGGGGUCGCAUAAGAACUCAUGUUGUUGCCUCUUGUAUGUACAUGACCUGUAGAUUAGAAAACACAUCCCACUUGCUUCUAGAUUUCAGUGAUGUUACUCAGGUUAAUGUCUUCGAUCUCGGAAGAACACUCUCAUUUCUUAGUAGAUCUCUUCGAAUUAAUUUGCCCACCACAGAUCCUUGCUUGUAUAUUAUGCGGUUUGCAUGUAUGUUAGAGUUUGGCGACAAGCAGAAAGAGGUUGUGAACCUCGCGACUAGACUUGUGCAGAGAAUGAAAAGAGAUUGGAUGUCUACAGGUCGUAGGCCUACGGGGUUAUGUGGAGCUGCUCUCCUGAUAGCUGCUCGAGCUUUCAAUUUCAAUAGGUCUAUACCAGAUGUAGUUAGAAUUGUGCACAUCAGUGAGUCAGUCGUUCGAAAACGAUUAGAGGAGUUUGGUCAAACUCCUUCUGGAGCGUUAACCAUAGAUGAGUUUGCUAUAGUGGAUCUGGAGCAUGAUGAAGAUCCUCCUGCUUAUCAAGAGUCGAAAAAAAAAGUAAGGGAACAGUUAAUGCGGAAUGAAUCUCUCUUGGCUGAGAAGUUACAACCUGUGGAAGAGGAGAUUGAGAAAGCUCUCGAGAAAAAAAGACGAGAAAAGUUCAAGCAUACUCCCUACGCUAAAAUUGUUGCAGGGGCGAUUGACGAUCCUGAUGUUGGACAAGCUGAAGAGCGUUUAGUAAGAAAUGAUAUAAUUGAUUCCGUUUUUGAAGCAGCUGAUGAAGUAACGUCUGACAAGGAUGACUCUCAGUAUGCUCAAUUCCGUCCCACCCUUGAAUCCCUCGGCAUUGCCAGUAGCUCGAGUGGUGUUUCAACUCGAAUGAAAUAUUGUGAUGUACCAAAUGGAGAAUUAGAACUUGAUGAUAUUGAUGAUGAUGAAAUUGAUACCUAUAUUCUAAGCUCGGCCGAAGCUUCAUUGAAGGAGAAGUUCUGGAUGAAAAGUAAUGGUGAACACUUGAAGGAAAUGGAGAGACGGAAGAGAGAACGUGAAGAGCAAGAAGAGACUGGCAAAGACGCUGGAGUGAAGAAAAAGCGUCGAUCCACUGCUAAUCGGAACCCUGGCUUUUACACCCCGGCUAAUACUGCAGUAGAAGCGAUGGAAAAGAUUAUCCAUGAGAAGAAAUUAUCAAACAAAGUCAAUUACGACAUCCUGAAGGAAAUUGAACACACUUCUGUUCCUGGGACUAGUAUGCCUGUCAAACCAGAGACACUCCCAAGCACACCUGUUAAGCGCAAAGCAACAGAGAACAUCGAUUCUUCUAGCUCAGCUGAUAUUCUUGCUGGCGUGACACACUCACCUGAUUUAUCCAAACGAGAGAGAGAUAUAAAAAGAAGAAAUACAGUGAAUUCGUCAUUGACCAAUCUUCUUGAUGUAGAAACAGUUUUGAAGACUGAAGUUGUCACAACUGAAAAAGCAACUCCCAAGCCAGAAGAAAAGAAAGUAUUUACCCCUCCAAUUUCACUUCCACUUACAAGAGGAAGACUUACAAGAUCUCGGCGUUUAAUAAAUGCCGCUCCUAACAUUGGGAAGACUCAAACAGAGAAAUGA
Messenger RNA from Auanema sp. JU1783, 1944 nucleotides. The record is from the annotation of a GenBank genome assembly. Lineage: Eukaryota; Metazoa; Nematoda; Chromadorea; Rhabditida; Rhabditidae.